Molecule: messenger RNA, 476 nt
Organism: Scleropages formosus (Asian bonytongue)
Lineage: Eukaryota; Metazoa; Chordata; Actinopteri; Osteoglossiformes; Osteoglossidae
Gene: rplp2a
Product: ribosomal protein, large P2
Exons: 5
Coding region: 100-444 (114 amino acids)
Biological process (GO): cytoplasmic translational elongation
Cellular component (GO): cytosolic large ribosomal subunit; ribosome
Molecular function (GO): structural constituent of ribosome
Source: RefSeq, a predicted model, not a curated record
CGUCUGCGAAGAGCGGAAAUCUUCCGGCGGAACGACGUUUCUCCUUCUUUGCCUGAGUCCCGAGCGGAAUCGACGUUUCGUGUCUUUCUAGACUUAAAAAUGCGUUACGUGGCCGCUUACCUUCUGGCUGUGCUGGGCGGCAACAACAGCCCUUCAGCCAAAGACAUCAAGAACAUCCUGAGCAGCGUGGGGAUUGAGGCAGACGACGAGUGCCUGAACAAGGUCAUCAGUGAGCUGAAUGGAAAAGAUGUCAAUGAUGUAUUAAAUGCAGGUCUCUCGAAGUUAGCUUCCGUGCCGGCAGGUGGUGCAGUUGUUGCUACUGCAGCUGCUGGAAGUGCAGCUCCAGCUGCCGGUGCUGCUCCAGCCGUAGAAGAGAAAAAGGAAGAAAAGAAAGAAGAAUCAGAGGAGUCUGAUGAAGACAUGGGCUUUGGCCUCUUUGAUUAAUCUUUUUUUUUUUUUUUUUUUUUUUUUUUUUU